Messenger RNA from Dioscorea cayenensis subsp. rotundata (Guinea yam), 1249 nucleotides. RefSeq names its product homogentisate geranylgeranyltransferase-like. The coding region runs from base 35 to 1069 and encodes 344 amino acids. Gene Ontology annotation, cellular component: membrane. The record is from RefSeq and is a predicted model, not a curated record. Gene Ontology annotation, molecular function: prenyltransferase activity. The transcript is spliced from 12 exons. NCBI's taxonomy places the organism in Eukaryota, Viridiplantae, Streptophyta, Magnoliopsida, Dioscoreales, Dioscoreaceae.
GUGGGAAUUGGGGAACAAGUUUGGGAAAUUCUCAAUGGUUGUGAAUAAAUUGAAGCAUAAAAAGAGGGCAAGAACUCUGAGAAGUUGUUGUGUUUCUGCUGCUUUUGAGCAUGCUCAUGAAUCUGAAUCCAAUGCUAAUGAUUCAAAGAAGCUUUGGAUUUCUCUUUCUAAAAAGCUCAAUGCUUUUUAUCUUUUUAUUAGGCCACACACCAUCCUUGGAACUAUUGUAGGCAUAACAUCAGUGUCUCUUCUCCCAUUAGAGAGUGUUGCUGAUUUUUCUCUGACAUUCUUAAUUGGAUUGAUUAAGGCUUUGGUUCCAGCUCUUCUUAUGAACAUCUAUGUUGUGGGAUUAAAUCAGAUUUUCGAUGUUGAGAUUGAUAAGAUAAACAAACCUAAUCUCCCGCUUGCUUCCGGGGAAUUUUCUAUGAGUAAAGGAGUAUUGAUUGUAGUGGCUUGUGGAAUCUUGAGCUUUGCUAUAGGAUGGAAGUCUCGGUCACCACCAGUUCUUUUUGCACUUUGCAUCAGUUUUUUGCUCGGAAGUGUGUAUUCUAUUGAUCUUCCAUUUCUUCGAUGGAAAAGAUAUGCAUUCCUUGCUGCAUCAUGCAUCUUAUGUGUUAGAGCUAUCUUAGUACAAAUAGCCUUUUUUCUGCAUAUGCAGAGGUAUGUGCUAGGAAAGCCGGUAGUGUUAACAAAAUCGGUGUUAUUUGCCACUGCAUUCAUGUGUUUCUUCUCCGUGGUUAUUGCAUUGUUCAAGGAUAUUCCCGACAUCGAUGGGGACAGAGAUUUCGGCAUUCAGUCCUUCACUGUUCGCUUAGGCCAAGAAAGAGUGUUUUGGCUUUGUAUUAAAUUGUUAUUGACGGCAUACCUGGCAGCGAUGUUUGUAGGGGCUUCUUCUUCGAACAUGUACAAGAAGUUCGUUACGGUAAUUGGUCAUGGAUUACUAGCCUCUGUUCUUUGGUUCAAUGCUUGCUCUCUUGAUCUCAAGAAGAAGUCAUCGAUAACAUCGUUCUAUAUGUUAAUUUGGAAGUUAUUUUAUGCUGAAUACUUCCUAAUCCCUUUUGUACAAUGAAUCAUUCAAGGAAGAAAUUUCAGGAAUUGAAAGUCUUGAAGCUAAUGAAGAUGAAAAUUUAGUAGUUGAAUCAAGUAGGCUGCAUGUAUUGAAGAAAUGGGUGUAUGUGGUGAUAUUGUAAUAAUGUAAUUUUAUUUCUUUAUCUUUUUCAUGAAUAUUGAAGUCAAUUAAGAGUUAACA